AGUUUAAGAUUUUAGACCACUUAAACAAAAAGUUAGGCCUACAAUUCAAUUUAGCAAAAUAGGUGAAUGCGCCUGAAUGUCUUGCUGCUUGUUUUCUGUGAAAAUAAAGUUUUAUUGAAAAUUUUGUGUAUUUGUCCUGUGUUUCGAUUUGUGUUAAGAAAAUUUUUAAAAAUGGUUCGAGGAAAUAUGCGAGGAGGUCGUGGAGGUGUACGAGUUGGAAUGCGUGGAACUUUCAGUAAAAAAGCAAGUUUCAUUCCUCGGCAUCCUUUUGAUUUAAGUGUUGUUGAAAACUCAGUCUAUUUUCCUCGAGUAGCCACGAGUCCAGUUCCUGAUGAUUCUAAUUUAUUACAAGCAUUGACUAAAAGAAAUCAAGAAUUAACUCCAACAGACAAGGAACAACAAGCAUUAAAUAAUCUCGUCACGAAAGUUUCUUCCGUCCUCGAUAACUUAGUUGUAGCUCCGGGAGAUUUUGAUAAGUGUCAAUUAGAAGAGAUCCGUCAAGUUGGAUCAUUCAAGAAAGGGACAAUGAGAACUGGCAAGAAUAUCGCAGAUUUUGUCGUAAUCUUCAAAUCGAUUCCAACAAAGGAGUCAAUUGAAGCACUCAGCAAGAAAGUUGAAGAAAAUUUAAAAGAAAGUAUGAAGACAGAAGUGAUCUCAAAAGCAGAAAUGAUCAAUAUCCAAAUUACGGACAAAGGAUUUGACAUUUUCAAUUGGCAAGCUCGAAUUUGCAUUCUCAUUGCAACAGUUCCACCAAACAUCCGAAAAGUUGAAAAUCCAGAAUUACAAAAGAGUCUCGUCAACAGUUUAUCAGCAAUUCGUCAUAUUCGUUGGUUUGAAGAGAACGCAAAUUCAUCUGUCAAAGUUUUGAUUCGCAUCUUAAGAGAUUUGACAACAAGAUUUCCUGAAUUUGCACCAAUGAAUCCUUGGAUCAUCGACUUAUUAGCUCACUUUGCAAUCUUAUCAAAUGCAAAUCGCCAAGCUCUUUCAUUAAAUCAAGCAUUUAGACGUGUUUUUCAACUCCUUGCUGCUGGUUUGUUUCUGCCUGGGUCUUCAGGGUUGCUUGAUCCCUGUGAAAACAUUCCCGUUCGAGUCCACACAUCAUUAACUUUAGAGCAACAAGACAACUUGUGUAUGGCUUCACAAACAUUGUUACGUGUUUUGCUUCAUGGAGGCUUCAAAGUCAUUCUUGGUAUCGACAAAAAAGAAAAUUUAAUCACUGAAAUGUCUGUUUGGGAUGGCGUUGUCAUUUCUCCUUUGAAACUUGCCUACGAAGCACAAAAUGACUCAACAUUAAACAACACUGAUGAUGACGACAUGGAAACAGGAGAUGGUGAUGAAAAUAUGGAGUAAUUUUAUAUUUUAUUGUCAUUGUGAAAUAAUUUAUAAGUUUUAUUAAAGUUCGUCUUUUACGUGACAUAACUCUGAGAGAUUGCAGUGUUUAGCUUUGUUAUUGUAAAGUUCUUCGAACACUUCAUACGGACACAUUCCGUAUUGAUUCAUAUGGCACUUUGGUAGGUUUACUAUUUGUUCUUGAUGAAGUAGUUGAACGUAUGGGCCCUGUUUUGAUUCGUAAAGUAUCACAACAAUAUUGCUAGAAAAUGAGUCGAUUAUUGAUGUUUUCCAUUGACGAUCGUCAUGAAAGUUUUCGGCUGUUAAAUCAUAAUCGUCUUUGUAAAGACCGAGAGAAGUUAAAAGCUUUAAAAUUGUUCCAGAAUGUGUGAAGUAAAAUGUUGCUUUCUUCUCAUCGAUUGAUGGACUAGGUUAAUGAAAAUAUCAUUAACAGUUUUGCAUGCUACGUUUUUGGUUAUUUCAUAUCCAUAUCCAUCAAUCCAAUAAUAUUCGAGAUCUUCAAGAAACUCCAUAAUUUUAAAGUGAUUUUCGUUUGUAAAUAAUGAGCACCAAACAGAUCUCCCAUUGAACAAUUUGUAAUUCCAGGAGCUUUCAAAUCCACACAUUGUAUAGAUAAGUUCAAUAUCGUCAAUUGUUAAAUGAUCGAUUUGUGUAAAGCUUCUAAAUUCGUUCACGACAUUAUCAACGAGUUCACUUGAUUGGAAGUUUCGUUUUUCCUUUAAUGAAACGUCUUUAUUUUUUUUCACAGUUUUUCUCCAUAAAGAACAACCUUUGUAAGGUCUGAGUACAGGAUCGUCACGAUCAACAACAAUGGGUUUGAUAUUUGAACCAUUUGCUGGGAACAAACCUUGGAUGAAUUUUUCUGCUGAUUUUUGCGUUCGUUGCGUUGGCGUAUGCUUGAAUGUCAAUGAUGGCAUACUUUUAAAGAAUGUCGGAAAUCUUUUACGAAAUCUUGUUCCAAGUAGAAGAUGUUCUUGUUCUCCUUCUUUAGUUAUAAACUUUUGAUGUUCCAGUUGUAUAUCCAUUGGUUUCCAGUUUUUAAAAGCAUGUCUCUGUUGAUCAGACAGCAAAGUUGAAUUUUCCAGCAAUUCAUCUCUGAUAUGAACGAGACUUUGGUAUUUUGAUAUGACCUUUUUACUUGGCAAUCUUGUUCCAUGCCUUAAAAUGCUCCAGAUUUUCUUCGGCUCAAAAUUUGGAUAAGAUAUGAAUGUUUGAUGAGUAAAACUGUACGGAUUUUUCGUUGAGAAUCUAUUCAUAUCUUGCGAUAAACACACAGUAAUAACAAUCAGUAGCACCACAGAAUAAAAGUUUAAUGACCACAUUAUAUUGCACAGUCUU
Messenger RNA from Clunio marinus, 2688 nucleotides. The record is from the annotation of a GenBank genome assembly. Lineage: Eukaryota; Metazoa; Arthropoda; Insecta; Diptera; Chironomidae.